Molecule: messenger RNA, 607 nt
Organism: Mesitornis unicolor (brown roatelo)
Lineage: Eukaryota; Metazoa; Chordata; Aves; Mesitornithiformes; Mesitornithidae
Product: T-cell surface glycoprotein CD8 alpha chain-like
Exons: 4
Source: RefSeq, a predicted model, not a curated record
AUGGGGCAUGGAGCUUUCUCGCGACGCAGCCUCCAAGUCAAGCAACAAAGAUCAUCUCUGCUCCGCUGCACCGUCCAUGAGGACGGCCACCCCGUGUUCCUUCUGCUGGCUCUGGGACUCUCCUGCCCUGGGAUCCAGGGCCAGAGGUACCAGAUGACAGCCAGGUUUCGUGACAGCAACAUCACACACCCUGAGAUGGGACAGCGGCUGGAGCUGGAGUGUGUGACUCCUUUGGAUUACAGCAAUGUUUUCUGGUUCCACCAGGACAAGGGUGGGAUCCUUCACUUUAUUGUCUUUAUCUCUUUCUGGUCUGAGACCACAUUCGAGGGAUACCAGAAGACAUCCACAUACUUUGAGGCAAGUAAAGAAGACAAGUUCUACCGGCUGGUGGUGAAAUCUUUCACAUCACAGGACAAGGGGACCUAUUUCUGCAUCAUGAACAGCUACCAAAUGCUGUACUUCGGCCCUGGCCAGCCUGCCUUCUUCCCAGAGACCUCCGAGGACAAAGAGCUGAAUUUCUGCUGUGACAUCUUCAUCUGGGUUCUCUUGGCACUAGCCUGCCUCCUUCUCGUCAUUGCCCUGGCAGUCACCAUCAUGCUUUGUCAAC